UGUUUUGUGCGCGAAUAAAAGUGAAUUAAAUAAACUCGUUAUAAAUGCCCGGAUAUAGUGUCGAUCGGUUCCCGGAGCUGUCGGCCGACGAUCGGGACGAAUACACGUGUAGUAUAUGUCGGCAUAUAUUUGACACUCCGGUCACCACAACCUGUUGUGGGCAAACAUUUUGCGAGAACUGUAUCACUGAAUGGCUUAAGACUAACACUACCUGUCCUUACGAUAGAAAACCACUGACGACGGGUGGCUUUUCUCGAUCAGCUAGACUGAUAGUGAAUACUUUGGGUCGUUUUAAAAUUCAGUGCGACUACUGGGCCUACGGGUGCCGGGAAGUCGUCAAACUGGACCACUUGCCCAAACACACAGUCAACUGUAGUUAUAAGUGCGAUGUGUGUCCAAAGUGUCACUGCGAGCGCACACCGGGACACGACUGUAUUAGCUCACUAUUGGCCCAAAACAACGAGUUGAAAAAACAAUUAGAAAACGAACGGGUGAUUAACCGGGCGGCGCAAUACCUGGACAAUUGCACCUUGGUUGAUUCGCGCGACACAUCCCAGCGAGUAGUGUGCGCAGAAGGCCACGUAGAGUUGACACCGGGUCACGAGUGUUUGCAGGCAUUACAGGCACACCGGCGCGACUCCCAGGUAGAGAUCGCAGCGUUACAACAGGCGUUGCGCGACGCGUUAGAAAGUGCCAAGUUGCCUCAAACCUUGGGCCAUCAUCAAUUACUUGUCGCCUGUAAGCGAGACCUGUCGGCCACGACAUACCAUAUGUUGAAUAAUAAUAUGAACGACAAAAUGACAAAUAACACCCUGGCCAUAAUCCGAGCGCAACUUAUUAAACAGACUAGUUUAUACCUGGUGUGCAAACGUGUGUGCGAACAAAUGGACCUGGAGUACGGCACCAGUUGGCACUGUAUGGCCUAUGAUAGCGUUGCUGCCCGGACCUACUCUGCGUCAUUAAUUAGUCCUUAUUUGAUGACGGUCAAAUUUGGCCCGAUCACAGUGCUGGUGUACCGCACCGAUACAUUAAAUGUGUCAAACCUGAAGGCACGGAUCAAAUGCAACAAAAUUGGUCAAAAGAUAGAUGUGUUGAAGAAGAAUAUGGCCACAAAUAUGGUGGAGUCGGUUAAGGCGAUCACGUUUAACGCCAUCGCCCGGUCGGACACAAUGGAAGACAUCGCCCUUUAUAUUGUCCGUAAAAUGGACGCUAAGUAUAAGGAUAUGAACUGGCAGUGCAUCGUAUCGAUGGUGGACGGCAACAACAGCUAUCUGACCACCGCCACCAAGAUUUAUUAUAAUGUAGAUCAGCUCAAUAUAUUUUUGUAUAGUAUCAAAAGUAUCAAAUAA
Molecule: messenger RNA, 1349 nt
Organism: Medioppia subpectinata
Lineage: Eukaryota; Metazoa; Arthropoda; Arachnida; Sarcoptiformes; Oppiidae
Source: the annotation of a GenBank genome assembly